AUGGUUGUUAAAGUGUACAUAAGUGGUAUUUCAGGCAACAAAGAAGUAAAAAAGCGACAACAGCGUGUUUUGAUGAUACUUGAUUCGAAAAAUAUUAAAUAUGAAAUAAUCGACAUAACGGAACCUGGGAAAGAAGAUGAUAAAGAUUUCAUGCAAAAUAAUUCAAAAUCAAACGGAGGGACUGUAAGCGAUCCCAACCCUCGCACUCCUUUACCUCCCCAAGUGUUUAACGACGAUGAGUAUUGUGGUGAUUAUGACCAGUUUGAUUUAGCCAAUGAGGUAGAUACAUUGGAACAAUUUUUGAAAGUAGAAGUGCCUGCAGAAGAACCUCAAACAGAAAAUAAGGUUAAUGCUGUUAAUGGAGUCCUUCAAAAUAACCAAGAAGAAAAUGAUUCAAAAGAAAAAUCACAAGAAAGGGAUUCAGCUGAAGUUAUAGAAAAUUCUGAGAAAGAACAAGAAGCUCCUAGUGACAACGGUCAUUUGAAAGAAACUUCUUCAGAAAUUGAAGCAUCAGUAGAGAAAGAAAUAUCCCCUGUGAGACAAACUUCUACUGAAAAAGAUGAAGCACCAGCAAAUGAAAAUGAUAAACCUAUUGAGACUGAAAUUGAAUCCAAACAAAUCUCUGAAGAAAAUGAGUCUGCUCCAGAGGAAGCAAUUGAGAAUGGUUCUGUAAGCUCUCGUGAUCCAUCUGUGGAGAAAAAUCAAGUAAAUGAACAAAGUGUAGACAAGUUAUCUGAAGCACUCAUUGAAAGUGAAAAAUUGGCCUCUGAAGAA
This is a messenger RNA of Brenthis ino (lesser marbled fritillary), 774 nucleotides long. The record is from the annotation of a GenBank genome assembly. NCBI's taxonomy places the organism in Eukaryota, Metazoa, Arthropoda, Insecta, Lepidoptera, Nymphalidae.